AUGGUAUUAUUCGUCGUUCUUCAUCAUUCUACUAGAAAACUUGCCAAUGCAGAUAAACUCAAGGAGCGCAUUACAAAAGCCAAAGAAUAUCGUGUAUACAACUCUCAUAAAGGAUAUACUAAUCUCGUUAAAAGGACAGAUGCUCAACUUGAAGAGUUGUCCAAAUAUGAAGGUGGUACAUUUUUAAGUUAUAUAUUAGUAAUACUAGAGACUUGCGUUUUUUCAUUUGUUAGGUAG
Messenger RNA from Entrophospora sp. SA101, 237 nucleotides. NCBI's taxonomy places the organism in Eukaryota, Fungi, Glomeromycota, Glomeromycetes, Entrophosporales, Entrophosporaceae. The record is from the annotation of a GenBank genome assembly.